Anopheles coustani is the source of this 6833-nucleotide messenger RNA. Its product is annotated as histone-lysine N-methyltransferase 2D-like. Gene Ontology annotation, biological process: regulation of DNA-templated transcription. Gene Ontology annotation, molecular function: protein binding; RNA binding. The transcript is spliced from 6 exons. The record is from RefSeq and is a predicted model, not a curated record. NCBI's taxonomy places the organism in Eukaryota, Metazoa, Arthropoda, Insecta, Diptera, Culicidae. The coding region runs from base 1 to 3579 and encodes 1192 amino acids.
AUGCUGUCGGCGGUCGAGAGCUUGGGACCGUCGGUGCCGGGCCGGGUGGCCUACUCGCGGCACCAUCACCAGCACCUACAUCGCCAUCAGUAUAUCCAUGCUCACCCAUACCAGCAUCAGCAGCAGCAGCAGCAACAGCAACAGCAACAAGGGGUUCACCAUCAACACCCGCCACAUCCGAUGCUGCCGCCGGGGAUGGGCCUAGGUCAGAUGCCUUUGCCCGGAGCUGUCGUGCUGUCCCCGCUGCUAGGCGCGCCCACCAUGGCCCACACUAUGACGCCGAUAGCGAACGAAUUCGCGCGUCCCUUCCCAAAGGAACGAUAUGAAGAAAACCGAGGCUUCGGAAUACCGACGUCGUUGAGUGCCGAGCGUCGCUUGAAGUACGGCGAUUCGCCGCCUACCGGCCCUGGUCCGCAUCAUUCGCCGCGUCCACCGUCGGCCACCCCGUCACCACCGCAGACCGGUCCGGUCAAUUUGGCCGUCGGUAGCAAUGGCCGAUCGUCCCGUUCACCCGUGGACGACAUCGACGGCGCAGGCGGUGGAAGGGCCGGCUACCCAGAGCAACUGCCGCGGGGACAGACUAGUCCCAUCCAGGACGUGCUGGGCUCGCAGAUCUCACCCGGAAGUCUGCACGUGCAGAGUCGCGCACUCCACGAACAGCAGCAGCAACAGCAAAAGGCGGCACACAAUCUACAGCACUAUCAGCAGCGGUUAAACGAAUUCGAAGCUCAAUACAAAGCACAGCAGCAAGCUCAGCAGCAAGCUCAGCAGCAAGCUCAGCAGCAAGCUCAGCUGCAAGCUCAGCAGCACCAGAGUGUAUCGCCUACGCAGAGCAACGCGCAGAGUCGCGCACUCCACGAACAGCAGCAGCAAGCGCAAAAGGAGGCACACCGUCUACAGCAGUAUCAGCAGCGGUUAAACGAAUUCGAAGCUCAAUAUAAAGCACAGCAGCAAGCUCAGCAGCAAGCUCAGCAGCAAGCCCAGCAGCAAGCCCAGCAGCAAGCUCAGCAGCACCAGAGUGUAUCGCCUACGCAGAGCAACGCGCAGAGUCGCGCACUCCACGAACAGCAGCAGCAAGCGCAAAAGGAGGCACACCGUCUACAGCAGUAUCAGCAGCGGUUAAACGAAUUCGAAGCCCAAUACAAAGCACAGCAGCAAGCCCAGCGGCGCCAGAAUGUAUCGCCUCCGCAGAGUAAGGUCCCCGCCUGCAUCGACGUCUGCAAGCGCUACACAUUUCCCACUCCUCGGAUGUCCUUCUUCCCAUCGGCUCUCGAUGUGCUCGGUACUGUCGGUGGUUAUCCAACGCCCAACUACGAUAUUUAUCCAUACAGUCGGCAACAGCAGCAGCAGCAGCAAGUGGUGGCGACUUCGCACGCGGGCAAUCUUUCCCCGAAUGACGGUGUAGGUGGAGGUAUGCUCUUGCCACCACCGAAACCAACCGCGACCAAAGCUGCCCCAGUUAUGACGCUGCCAUCGCCGCCCGGUGCCGGGCCGCUCAACUCUACCCAGCAGCCCACAGUGCCACCGAUGCCGAACACGGUCGAGGCACUUAUGGCGUACGCGGGGCUGACGGCCAAUGGAGCCUUGGCUCACCACUACCCUCAGCAAGCAGCGCAUCGGUUUCCGGGUGGCCUCCCGGACGGGAUGGCACGGGAUGGUACAGUCAUCGACGGUGACCCCCCGCCACCACCGGAACCACACCCACUCGGGGAGCUGGCGCGCAUAAUGGGUGAAAGGCAACAGCAAACCGCCCCGAAGCCGAACGAAACAAGCACCGAGACGUUAGCGAUGGAGCGCAACAAGCGCACUGGCUCCACCUCGGCACCCCGUCGUGGCCGGCUGGGACAUGUGGAUCAUUUCCAUAGGCAAGCGCAGUCCGCCCUUGAUAUGGCGUGUACCGAGCUUGGUGGUAUGGUGGCGACGACGGCGGCCUAUCAUGACCAUGUGCUUCGCACCGGACGUUCACCGGAAAUCGAAACAGGAUCAUUCAGCGUGCCAACAAACCUUUCCGUGAACACCGGAGCGGCAGCUGGGAGUGAUGCUGGGGAACGCAAGAGAGGCCAGAUGUCACCGGCUGCCGCCGGGUACGAGUAUGUCCAGCAGCAACUGCAGAAGCAGCAGCAACUGCGGCAGCAGCAACAGCAGCAGCAGCAGCAGCAACAGCAGCAGCAGCAGCAGCAACAGCAACAGCUGCAGCAGCAGCAACAAGAGUUUAAAGUUCCUUGCGGUAAGGAGGGCCCGAUGAAACAUCGCGCCUUCGCCACUCGCACCUCACCCGGCGAGCCGUCGCGCACGGCACCAAACGGGUCCGCUGGCUUGGUUAGCGCUUCCCAGCCGCAUUAUAUCGAUCCGCCGUUCACCUUCGGGAAUGAUGGAGGCCCUUGUCUCACACUGCAGCUAGCCGAUCCCAUACCGGUGGAAGAUCCGGAAAGGAACAGCUCGUUCAUCGGCGGUGCGAUGGUCGAGUUCGACAAUGGCGAUCGGAAGCGCAUCGAGGACAUUCGUGCAGAGGAUUUGAUCAGCACGGCUGAACGCUCGUCCGAUCUGCGAAUGACCGAAGCGGUCACUUGUGCCAUUACACCCCGAUUCGUCCCGGAUGGACCCGAUCAUAUCAUCGGGCCGAAUCUGGCGCUGUUGCUGGUAUCGUUCACCUACGACAACGAGCAACUACAGAGCGAAAUCGAGACGUCCAUCGAGUAUCCGUUUUUCGUCACGAACAAGGGCUGGGCGUCGUUCGAUCCGGAGCGAACGUACCGCAUGUACAACCUACGCUGCACCCAGCUGCAGGUUGGCGACGUCUUUUUGGCAUUAUUGCCACGCCACACGCCGCCGCCUCCACCAAUGGUGUGCUACGACGUGCCGCCGGAUGCCGGAGCGGAAAACGGCACAGCCGACAGCGAUACGGAGCUCGAUCCGGGUGGCUCCGAGUAUCCGACACCGAGCGAGCUCGCCAACGCCGCCAGCCACCAGCACCAGCUGCGUUCGCCCGAACCCCAACCACCGAUCGUCGCGCGGCAGCAACAGGAGCAGAAGAAGCCCCGCAAAUCUCGUCCAUCGAAGCAGAAGCAACCGGCGGGACUGCCGAUACCACGAACACUUCCGCCGCUGCCGAAACCGGCACACCCGUACCCGCACGCAACGGGCAGACGGCAGCAGAAGCCGGAAGCGUUCAUCACCAUCGAGGAUGAUGAGCCCCCGACGCACGUGGUUACCAGAAACGGGGGUAACUGGCUGCGGAUUACACCCUCCUCCCCAAGGCUCGUCCCAAUAGUCGAUGCUAAUAACUGGGAAUCGGCCGGAAAGCGUCGCCAGGAGCAUCAGCUGCGGCGUCCCAUCGCCAAGCGCAAACCAACAUCAACCGCGGUCGGCCAUCAGCAGCAGCCGCAGCCAAAGCAACCGGCUUUCCUAGAUGCAGCAGGGCGUGAGCCGCGUACACUCAACAUCUAUCAGAGUCCGCCAACCAAAUCGUGCCCAAGUCAGCAGCAGCAGCCACAUUUUUCCACCCAUGCCACCACCUCCAACGGUCAUCUCGGCCAAAUAGCCCACACCAAUGGCGGCACGUACAGCGAUUCCGAGUAGGUGGUUCGGCCUUGAUGCAGGAUCUUUUAAGGCCUUAGCACAAAAACAAAACAAAUGAAAACCCAAACCGAAACAAAAUAGCCAGUAGAAUGCAUGUAGAAAAGACAUAAGCCUUGCACGUUACUCACGGAAAGUGAAGUUAAAGCCAUCGAAGCGAAAAAGAGGCAUGUUAAUAUAAGCGGAAAUAUCCUAAGAACAGAAAACGAAUACAAUACAUAACAAAAUACUGUUCAAACCCGUUUAUCCAGUUCCAAAUUGAAAUUGAAAUUGUCUGUCCCGGAAAAAAGAUAAAUUCACGAUUAAAUAAUCACUUUGCUCAAUAAAUGAUAAAUUAAAGUUCACUCCUCGCACACAGAGGAGUUGAAAUAUUGGUUGCAACACAAGCAAGGAUAAACCGGUUUGUACCGUAUAUGAUCAGCAAGCGCCAUUAAAUCACCCAAGAUUUCGAAAAAAACCUGUUCCGCGAAGAAGAACUUUAUAUGAAUUAAGACGGACGUGGAAAGGGUACAACCAUCGUCACUUUUCUUGGCGAAGCGGCAAACAUAUGAGAAUGAUGAUAAGAUGUUUCAAUAUACCAUACAAUGUGAUGUCUAACACAGCUACCACGCAACAGGAAAUGCUUCAAAGUGCCGAUGUGUAGAUGUUUAAAUGUCAGAUGGAAAGGACGACCCUAUUCAAAGUGCAAAUUCUUGUCCACUUGGGUCCGCGCUAGCCGAGCGGUAGCGCCGGUUAGAAAAUCGGCCCAUGAGCGCCGGGGCUCACCACCUCGACGGCGUGGGUUCGAAUCCCAACCGAGACCGGACCUUCCCCUGUACGAGAGGACUGACUAUCCACGUACAACAGGGAAACAAGUCUCGUAAGCCCUUAACGCGGGGGCAGGCAUGACCAAGAGGUCGUUACGCCAAGAAGAAGAAGAAGAAGAAGAAGAAGAAGAUUCUUGUCCACUUUAGCCCUAAACACUUUAGGUAAAAAUUGUCUGCGAGAGAUAUUUGCAAGUUAAAAUUUAUUGCACUUAAAAAGGCCAUAAACAAACGGAACAACUGUACCAGGAAUCAAAUUCUUUGUAGAAAAUUUAAAACUAUCUAUCGAAUCGAUCGCUAAAGAAUCAGGUUCGUGAGCCUCUGAAUCUCGAUUAGGUUGUUUGCAAAAUUAGCUGUGGUGUGAGAUGCAUGUUGCUGCACGUGCUGUGCUGUGAUAACGCUUACUAGAUUGGAUGUCUGCAUCUAUGUAUUUGAACGGUACAAAUCCCUAGCCCAAAAACAGCUUCCAUGAUAGGGGAUGGUCCUUGAAAGAGCGGUGUAGCGACACAAACUAAAGCUGUGUAGAAUUUAAAGCAAAGAAGUAUGCACAAACGAGCUGCAAUUUUAAAAAUAACUUUGUGGGGACUUUCUCCAAAGGCGGCUCAAAACAUACAAAUGGUUCAACCCGCUUCUUUCAGCUGUGGUUGGAUGAUAUUCUGAAAAAAUGUCUUGUCUUAACAGAUAGAUUAGAAUUUUUUUUAAAGUUCUCUUCCUUUGUCUCUCUGUAUCUAAGGAUAAUGCGGAGUUAAUCUCGAAUUUAUUUCCUUAUUAUCUUUCGUUUUCUUUUCUCAGUUUCGCUCGAAUUUGAUUGCAAAGCUCCGUUAAAAAUUGAAAUCUUUUUAUAUAAGGCUGUCUAGUUGCAAAAAACGCACAAAAAAUAUUUAUAUAUAAGAUAUCUUGUAUUUUUUUUUAUUUCGCUCUACUUUUCAAACACAUACCUAAAUAAGGAAGAAACCAAUUUAAAAGUUUAUCCAUAGCAACCGUGGUAAAACAGUUACAUAGACUAUUUAGCUUAGCGUUUAUGAACUGCUCUACGAACUUAGCGAUAACCGAUAACAUGGAACCGAACUGAACUUAGAUAAGAUGCGUCUUCAAGAUGGGUUGGGAACGGACUCUCUGCAGACCACCAUCUACAUCUCCUACCAUCCAAUUAUCCUAGUUUUGCAAAUUUGCUUAUUAUCAACGUACAAUGGACUACAUGCCAAACACAUAUUAGAGGAGAAGGAAUAUGUUAGCGUUAAGGAAAGGAAGACGCUGGAAAAAGCACACACACACACACAUUGCUGAACGAGGAACCAUAUUUAGCGUUAUAGGUGCGCACAUUUCUUUUUCGAAUACAAAACAACUUAAAAAUAUAGAAUAGAUAUCAAGAUAGGUUAGCAUGUCGCGCGAUGGUGUUAGCAGCCAAAGUCCAGCCGACACUAAGUGCUAUGCAAGACACUGAAUUCAAAGGUUAAAUAAAUAAUGUUUCCUGAAAUAAAAGGAAAGCGCAAAAUAUGCACUUUUUGUAGAGGCACAAACAAUUGCGAUGUACCCGGAUAUGCAACGAACCCCUUUUCGAGGUGUUAGAUUUGGAGAAACAUAAAAGGGAUAAGCGCAAGUAACUUCAACUGCACUCGACAGCAUCAGGGACUAAACUAAAGAUAGGUAGAGAUGAGCGGGGGUUUUAUAAGAAUAUUUUUUAUGUUUUAUUUCCUUGCGGCAACCGAAAUCCGGUGAGAGAGCUACUACCUUCUUGGUGCAGAGGAAAGUAAACUAAAAAAGAAACAAUUACUGCAGGUCCAAAGCCUACCGCCACCACCACCACAGCCUGCCAAAGGAAUUAUCAUACUUCACAGCGAAAAUAAAAAAACUUGAUAGAGAGUAUACAGUAUAGUUUAUAUAAAAAAGACGAAGGUUUCCGUCAGUGCCGAGAGCUAACACUCGUAUAUAUAUAUUAUAUAUAUAUAUGAUAUAUACGUAUAGCUGUUUAAACAUUACGAAAAUGAUAUAUGAUGAACUAUAAACUACUUAUAAAGAAUAAAAAGAAAAAUAUUUUUGGUAGAAAAGGGGUUGCUCCAAGUGGGCAAGCCCCAAGCGUCCAUCAUACACAUUGCCAAUGUGUGUGAAAAAUUGGAUUUUGGAGCGAAAAUUUUAAAAAAUACAACGAGAACGAACGAUAGAGAGAGGCCGUCAAGUAACGUUGAUUGGAUUCGGUCGUGAACCUCUGGAUUGAUACUUUACCUGAGCUUAAGCAGCAGCCACAUGUUGCCGCCUACACAGUGUUUGGCGUCGGUCAGACAAAACACCGUCGGCCUAUCUCCGCCGAAUCCAUCGAAUGCUCGACCAACUGGGAGUCGAACGGUCUCGACAUGUACUAGUUGCUGUGCAAUGUGACGCAAGCGAAAAGAAUUUAUAUGAACGACACAUAUUCAAUGUCAUAUAAAAAAAACGACAAAAUAAAGCACAAAACAC